Messenger RNA from Haliotis rufescens (red abalone), 2384 nucleotides. Its product is annotated as protein FAM199X-B-like. The record is from RefSeq and is a predicted model, not a curated record. Lineage: Eukaryota; Metazoa; Mollusca; Gastropoda; Lepetellida; Haliotidae. The transcript has 7 exons. Bases 186 to 1298 code for a protein of 370 amino acids.
CGGUAAAGUGUGGUGACGUAGUUCACAUCAUUGUGUCCACGUUGUAGCAAGUGGACGCUAGUAAUCAGGUUUAAUAAGCAAAGAACGCUUUAAGAAACCGCGAAACAUUUGUGUUUUUAACAUUUCUAUAUGCAUAUAUCACCGACAAAUCAGUAGAGGAGCGCAACAACCGAUAUACCCCGAGAAUGAUCGCCGACACGGCCGUAACGAUGGGCAGCCCAUGGUUCUCCGACAGCCCUGACAUUGGUGAAGUACCAAUUGAUAACUUUGACCUUGACCUGGAUAUCAAUGCGUUUGAGGCAGAAAUUUCCAGAAUUCACAGACAACCAAAGCCCGAGCUGCAGCAAGACAUGUAUUCCUUCCUGAACAGCGUGUCAUGUGACGCCAGUGUUGCCAGCUCCGAGUGUAGUGACGAUUUGUACGUCGAUAUCGAUGGGGACGAUGCCUUGUUCUGUGACCUGCAGGCUUCCAUACUUAACAUCUUAGAUGAUGGCACAAAUUCAAAUGUCCUGUCAAUAGAUAACAUAGAUUUAGCUGACACCGACUGGGGCGUGUCAAGUAGAUCCCACGACAUAGACAAUCAGUCGACGACGUCAGGGUACAGCAGCAUAAGCAGUAGCAGCCAGACCAGCUCAAGUAGUCAGCAGAGCUGUAGUGACAGUCAGGCCAGCUCGAGUAGUAGACCGAGCUGCAGUAGCAAGAACAACUCGUGUAAAACCACUAAAAGUAAAAGCAGUAAAGGCUGCAUCAAGAACAGCCAAUGUGAUGUAGAUAAUGCGCCGUCGUCUCCUCAGAUGGGCAAGAAGCGGCAAAAACCACAGAGCACAGAUGGUAAAAGGUGGAGUCUGCUGUCCUGCUCAGAACAGAUGUCGGUGGUUGAGGAGCUGAGUCAGGUGAUCAGCAGCGAGCUGGGGAUGAGGGAACAGCUCGACAUCAUCCGCAUCAUCAACCCCAACGCCUACGUCUCCCCCACAGACCGAGAGUUUGUCAUAGAUUUGGAAACGAUAGACGACACAAAACUACAGAAAAUCCAGGACUACAUUAAGCGCAAUGUCCCAGUCAGCUGUCCAUCACAAGAUUUGGGUUCCGAGUGUCCAAACUCUGCACAGAAGAAAACAACAAAGAGACAAAAAUGCCAAGAUCGGAGGAACCAGCAGAAAGUGAUCCGUCAAAGACGGCAGAAGGAGUACCGGCAGAUGAUGAAGGAGAAGCGGAGCGGUCUGUUUGUGAAGGAGGAAGUGUUAGCGUUGUCCACACACACCGAGCCCUCAGAAGAGGACGUGGACAUACUCAUGUGAUACAGGGCUUGUUUAGAUAAAUACACUUUAUUUAUCAUCAAAUUUACAUGAAUUAUCUACUGGCUGCUGUCUUGAGAAAGCUGUUGUCAUUCUACUGUUCUGUCUCCGAAAUUUAUCCAGUCCUCUGUGGGGAUUGUAUAGCAGGUCCACUGUGUCUGAUGCUUGUGAGAACUGAGUUGAAUGGGGAUCUGACGGCCACAGUGUCGUCUGAGUGGAAUACUUGGAUAUGUGGCCACCAGGUGUCACUGUUAGGGGUGAAACGAUACAUGAGUUUUCAUGAGAUGAUAUGAUACACAAUGUUAUUCUGUUUCGAUACAGGACGAUACACAAAAUAAAUAACAAUUCAUUAAAUGACUGCCAAGUGUUUUUGUAAGUCAAAUAUCACACAAUGUUAGCUCUUCAAGUUCACUUCCAAAAAUAGCUGAUACGAACAUGUGUCUACAGUUAACUUUUCUUUUGAACCUGCUCUAUAAUAUUUAUAGUCAUUUCUAUGUGAUUUGACGUAAAUCAUGUAUCGCGAUACGUAUCGUAUCGUGACCUUGCUGUAUCGUAUCAACCCUAGUAGUAUGUCAACUGUUACAAUGACGUUUGUCAUGACUCUGUAUACCCUACUCCAAUUGUUUCAGGCCCAGUUUUCGACCCACAUGUGCUGUUAAAUAGAAUACUGGUCUGAAAUGAACUGUAGAUGAGUUUGGUUUAGAAUGUGUUGUUUCCCCUGGUAACCUGCGUGAGUUUGUGUCAUGUUAAACAUUGCUCACACUGUACACCAUUGGUUGGCCCACGGCUGGAAUACUUCUGUGAUACAGAAGACUGAACCUGAACCUAGCUCACGCAAUCUAAUUCUUAAUGCAUGACUUAAAUAUUGUGGUAGGUGACAAAAAUAUCACCUACAAAUAUUUUCUUAUAUCUGACAAUAUGGUGGAAUUCUGCUACAGCACAUUUUGUCCUGAGUGAUGGAUUUGUCUAGCAAUAGCACCUUGACCACAGCUUCCUACUUUAGUCGUGAAGAUCCAGGGUAGACUUGGUCUUCAGCAACCCGGGCUUGUCGUAAGAGUGAGUAUGGUUUUACACCGCUUUUAGCAAUAU